UUGCACGGGUGGAAAACUAGUUUACAACAAACGUGAGAAUUGAGAAAGAGGUUUCUUCAAGUCUCCUUCUUCUUCGGAUCAACACUAAUUAUUGCAAAAGAAAAAAAAAAAAACCUCACCAAAUGACAGAUUCACCCACUACAUCCCCAUGUAAUAAUACCCACGAUCUCCAACUCCAUGAAAAUAAUAAAAUCCCAGUUGAAAUUAUCAGUGAUGAAGAAAUGGCCUUCAUUGAAGCCGCAUUUUCUUUAGCAGCUCGUCGUUCUUCUUCAUCUACUUUCUCUCUCCUCUCUUCUUGCAAAUCUCUUAGGGAAUUCUCGAGUUCAGUGGUUUGUUGUGAUGUUGAAGAUUUGGGUCAAAUUAAGAGUCCCCAGAAAAAGAAAACCAAGGUUUCUCAUUCACUUUUGAGUCGGUUUAGGAAAAAGAGGGGAUUAUCUGUCACUGAUUUGACUUCUACGGAAUGGUGUGAAAAACAAAUGGAGUUCUUUCUCUCAUUUGGUAGGCCAGAAAAGACAAAUGCGAUGAAAGCGGGGAUUACUCGCCAUGCGAAGUUGGAAGAAGAGGUAUCUAAAAAAGUCGAAGUACGGGUUGAAACCCUUGAAGAUAUAUGGGCUCUGAAGUUUAUGAAUUUUAUUAUUUGUGCAAACCAAAUAUUGUUUGACGGAUUAACACGUGAAAUUCCUGUAGUGGGCUUUGUUCAAGGUGUAUGGAUGGUGGGAGUGAUUGAUGAACUCCGGAUGCCUGUAACAGGAAACGACAGAAAGUUAACGCUGGUUGAUACAAAAACUCGUGGACAACCAAGGCUUCCUUCUGAACCCCAACGUAGAAAUGGAAGGCUACAACUGAUGUGCUAUAAGUAUCUCUUGGACAAUUUGGUCUCUAAUAACUUCCCUUCUAAACAAUUUUAUGAACACUUUUCAAUGGAUCCUCAGCAUGUUUUAUCUGAUGAGGUGAAGAUGAGUGCCGCUGACUCAGGUUUCCCUGCUGAGACACUUGAAGAACUGGAAACUUUUUUCAAUAAUGUUUGUGCUGUGCUGCCACCUGCUCAUGAUCAGCUUCUCUUGAGAGAAUUAGGCUAAAAGCCUAUUUAUAACCCGACUCAAAAAUCGCUUCCCCGCCUCAAAAUCACGCUUGGCCGGUCAACCGGGCCAAAACCGCCCGGUCGUGCAGGACUGCCCGGUCGGGCUCGCAAGCAUAAACAGCUCCAAGCUUACAAACAUCUCGCCCGGCUGACCGGGCUAGCUCUCGAAGCCUCCGUUUUCGCCGCUCUUUCACUAGAUUCAAGGCACUCGAUCUUACACCUAAAAUAGCUUAUAGCUUGUUGAGGCCUGAACCUUGGUGGUACGAUCUUGCACGAAGUCAUUCUUCUACAACUUGAUUCGUUUUUAAUGGUUUUGCCUCCUGUACAAAGAGCCUUUUCUCUUCCGGAUGUAUCAUGUUUCUAGUUCGAAUAAAAGUUUUGUUUUGUCUAAAAACCUAAAAGAUUUUUUGAUUACUUGUAUGUUUUAACUAUUUUCCCAUAGCUAUUGCCUAUGUUGUUACUUAGCUCGAGUUUGUAAUUUUUCAAAGCUUCAUUUUUUUAGUCCCAAAUGAAGUACCAAGUGUCUAUAUCAUGCCAGAGAGUCGAGGAACCGACAUGUAUAGUUGAAGUAAAAUGAAGAAUCAAGUAACAUAGCUACU
Molecule: messenger RNA, 1680 nt
Organism: Beta vulgaris subsp. vulgaris (sugar beet)
Lineage: Eukaryota; Viridiplantae; Streptophyta; Magnoliopsida; Caryophyllales; Amaranthaceae
Product: exonuclease V, chloroplastic
Exons: 7
Coding region: 123-1079 (318 amino acids)
Biological process (GO): interstrand cross-link repair
Cellular component (GO): nucleus
Molecular function (GO): single-stranded DNA 5'-3' DNA exonuclease activity
Source: RefSeq, a predicted model, not a curated record